UUUAGUUGGUUUACUAGAAGUUAUUACUCUGCAGUAAAAUAACGCGCGCUUUCCGAAAAGGGCCCGAAUGUUUCGGCCAUGGUUUCAGCGCACUCCUUCAUUUCCCAACUGAACGGUGGGCUUAACCAUGAGUUUCGUGCAAGUUCACUCAGAUGUUAUAAAACUUGUCUUCGAAAACCUUGGCAAGGAGUUCCGUGACAAAAAGACAGUUUCCACUAAAACGCUGAAUGAGCUGGACCACAUCUUUAGAGCUCCCCUCCAGCCGGCGAUGAGACUCGUUGACAGGCGCCGUGUCAAGCGCCUAACAUGCCCUCGAGGCCGGGUGGUCUACCAAGUGUCCGGCGAAGCGAGGGCGUUCUAUACCUGCCUGCCAAGCAGCAACUUCUGCGCCUGCUAUUCGUAUCUGCACCAAGUACUACGAAGACAAGAGAUACCAAUGGUAAGCAAUUAUUUAGAGUAUACUUCAUUUCUCCAGAGCUUGUAUCACAAAUGUUGUGUGUAAGCACGUACUCGCAUCAAGACUGGCAGAAGCACUUGGAACCUGUGAAGAUGUCCGCUGCACAGACGACACAAUGGCAUUCUCGUUGCAAAGCCUCAGUUAAUAUGGCUGCGCACAGGCUGCUGUUAUCAGCUAAGUCUAAGACUAAAUUGUCAACAUAGGUUUCACGACUGU
Molecule: messenger RNA, 673 nt
Organism: Dermacentor andersoni
Lineage: Eukaryota; Metazoa; Arthropoda; Arachnida; Ixodida; Ixodidae
Product: zinc finger SWIM domain-containing protein 7-like
Biological process (GO): double-strand break repair via homologous recombination
Cellular component (GO): Shu complex
Source: RefSeq, a predicted model, not a curated record